This is a messenger RNA of Sapajus apella (tufted capuchin), 2318 nucleotides long. It is a transcript of the gene ZC2HC1C, whose product is annotated as zinc finger C2HC-type containing 1C. The transcript is spliced from 3 exons. The record is from RefSeq and is a predicted model, not a curated record. Bases 113 to 1672 code for a protein of 519 amino acids. NCBI's taxonomy places the organism in Eukaryota, Metazoa, Chordata, Mammalia, Primates, Cebidae.
GAAAUGUGGGCAGGGCAAAUGUAGAAAUAGUUUGCUCUAGCAGCCAAGAGUGAAUCUCAGACAAACUCUUCCCAUGUAUCUGGUUUAAAUCUCCCAUAGGCAUCAGCCCUGAAUGGCUGGUCUCCAGUUGGCCUCACAUCCUGUGGGCGUUAUGCUCCCACAUAAUGCAACAGAAGCUCCAGGGCCCCACUCAACGAAGCAAGACUCUAACGAACAAGGUGACUCUUCCCAGCAGUCCCUGAAGGGGCACCUGAGUAACAGUUUCCAGAAGAAGCUUUUGAGCAACAAAGAGUUGACGCUGAAUAAAGUCUACCCUCACCCCAAAUGGAACACCCACACAAAAGCGCGGAGCUACUCCUAUCCCCACUGUACUGGAAUCAGCCAGCAAGAUCCAGGAAGUGAUUCCCAGGGCCAAGGAAAGUGUUCGUUUUACUCGUCAUGCCCUCAAUCCUGGUAUCCCAAAGCCAAUAACCAGGACUUUAUCCCCUUUACAAAGAAACGAGUUGGGGUGGACCGGGCGUACCCACUGAAACCUGUGGUCCAUCGGAAGUCGGGCAGUAUGAGUGAGGCUGGCACGGAUGGGGAUCAGAAUGUCUACCCAAGGCCCCCUGAGCUGAGAGAGUUUUCAUCCAGCAACCCUGGUGUGAGGGGCCAGGUCAACUUUUCUGUGCUUGGUACUGCUCCUGCUGUGGUGCAGGAGGAGAGGGCCGCGGUAAACUUCGAGAGGACUGAGCGCGUGCAGAUCCGAAGACUGGAAGCUGCAGGGGAGAACUUAGAGGAGGAAAUCCGGAGGAAGCAGAUUCUUCUGAGGGGAAAGCUGAAGAAGACAGAGGAGGAACUCAGAAGGAUCCAGAAGCAAAAGGAACAGGCCAAGGAAAAUGAAAACAGAGAGCUACAGAAAAUUAUACUACCCAGGAGAAGAGUUAAAGGUGAUAAUAGCAACGCCACGUACAAACCUAUCUUCUCCCCAGACUCUGAGUUUGAGGAAGAAUUCGGUAGAGACAGGAGACGGGAUGAAGCUUGGGGAUGGUCUCAACCAAAUUCGAGUCCAUUCCAGCUCUCUGAUUAUAGAAUCCAGAGGCUCAAAAGGGAAAGGCUGGUGGCAAGCAAUAACAAAAUUCGGGACCGAGUCUCAGAGCCGUCGGUGGAGAAGUUCUCUCCACCUUCAGAAACGCCAGGCGGUUCUUUGCAGGGAUCCGCCAGAAAUUCCAGCCUGUCCACGGCACCAGACCCCUCAGGUUCCCGCGGCUCCGUUGAAGAGCCACAACUGGGCGAGUGCAGCCACUGUGGGCGCAAGUUCCUCUUGCUCAGGCUGGAGAGACACUCCGCCGUCUGCAGCAGGAUGCGGGAGUCCAAGAGGAAAGUGUUUGACUCCUCCAGGGCCCGGGCUAAGGGCACAGAACUAGAGCAGUACUUGAACUGGAAGCGGCCAGCUUCAGCCAAGGCUGAACCUCCUCGGAAGAGCAACUGGAGACAGAAGCACGAAUAUUUUAUCCGUACCCUCCGCCAGGCUCGAGAGGUCCAGCAGCAGCCUGAAAUGAGCCUGAGAAGGCACAGCAAGAGACAGGAGGAAAGCCAAGAGAACACGCUAUCACAGAAGGCAAGUGAAGACAAAGCUUCAAGAAGGAGGGAGUGGUCAACUAUGUCAAAUGCUGCCAAGAGGUCAAGCUAGGUAAGGACUAAAAAGCAUCUGUUUUAUUUGAGCAAUUUAUGGGUCAUUUUGUCAAGACCGGUUUCAAUUGAGUGGCAGAGAUGGAAGCUGCAUUGUAGGUGAAAGAGGAGAGAGUGGGAGAUAAGGAAACAGACAGUAAACACAGACAAUUUGUUAAAGAAGGUGACGGGGAGAAUCUACAGGGCAACAAAGAAAUUCUACACAAAAUAUACCUAGCUAUCUUCAAUCACUGCUGUGGGUUUCAGGGGUUUCCUGACAUGGUAUAGUGGUUCCUUUGUUUACAGAGCUAUUUCACAGAUAACAGUUACUCUGAACCUCACAGUAAUAUAACAGAGUAAUUGAGUGACUUGUCUGAAAUCAUCCAGCUAAUGGAAAGCCCAGUCUCCUGAGUCUUUCAAUUUUCUCUCCCUCUCUGAUUCAUUCAUUCAAAAAACAUUUAUAAGUGACCUAAUAUGUACCAGGCCCUGGCCAUACAUCAGCGAACUAAACAGACAAAAUCUCUGCUCUCAUAAGAGCUUCCAUUCCAUUAACCUGUGUUGCCGCUUCCUUAGUAUGGGAUUCAACUAAUAAAAUGCUUAGACAUCCUGGGCCCAGUAAACAAUUAGGCUUAUAGCACCAUUCCAAAAUGCUUAGCUUUCACUUACCA